Messenger RNA from Ostertagia ostertagi, 1365 nucleotides. NCBI's taxonomy places the organism in Eukaryota, Metazoa, Nematoda, Chromadorea, Rhabditida, Trichostrongylidae. The record is from the annotation of a GenBank genome assembly.
UCAUGCGAUUUUCAGUUCUGGGAGGUCAUCUCUGACGAGCAUGGCAUCCAGCCCGAUGGAUCAUACAAAGGGGAGAGCGAUCUCCAACUAGAGCGAAUCAAUGUUUACUACAAUGAGGCUAAUGGAGGGAAGUAUGUUCCACGAGCUGUACUUGUUGAUUUGGAACCUGGAACGAUGGACUCAGUACGCUCCGGACCUUUCGGUGCUCUGUUUCGCCCCGACAACUUUGUCUUCGGACAGUCCGGAGCCGGAAAUAAUUGGGCCAAAGGUCACUAUACAGAAGGAGCCGAGCUUGUUGAUAGCGUCCUUGAUGUAGUUCGCAAGGAGGCGGAGGGAUGCGACUGUCUUCAGGGUUUCCAACUCACACACUCGCUUGGAGGAGGCACUGGGUCAGGAAUGGGAACCUUGUUGAUUGCCAAGAUCCGUGAAGAAUACCCUGAUAGGAUUAUGUCUUCCUUCUCGGUUGUGCCUUCACCAAAGGUGAGUGUUCGGCAGUCGAUGAACAAAGUCGAGUUUCCGAUACCGUGGUUGAGCCUUACAAUGCCACACUUUCGGUUCACCAACUGGUUGAGAACACGGACGAAACUUUCUGCAUUGACAACGAAGUCACUCUACGAACAUUUUGCUUCCGCAAACGCUUUCAAGCUCACUAACCCUACUUAUGGAGACCUCAACCAUCUUGCUGUCUUAACCUCGUUUUCAGUAUCCGUAACAAUGUCUGGAGUAACAACGUGCUUGCGAUUCCCUGGCCAACUAAAUGCUGAUCUUCGCAAAUUGGCCGUCAACAUGGUACCCUUCCCUCGCUUGCAUUUCUUCAUGCCUGGAUUUGCGCCAUUGUCAGCAAAGGGAGCUCAAGCAUACCGUGCACUUACCGUUUCUGAGCUCACACAACAGAUGUUUGACGCCAAGAACAUGAUGGCUGCUUGUGACCCACGACAUGGCCGUUACCUGACGGUCGCUGCUAUGUUCCGUGGACGUAUGAGUAUGCGCGAGGUCGAUGACCAAAUGAUGUCUGUACAAAACAAGAACUCAUCCUACUUCGUGGAGUGGAUUCCUAACAAUGUGAAGACAGCUGUGUGCGACAUUCCACCCCGAGGUCUGAAAAUGGCUGCCACCUUCGUUGGAAAUUCCACAGCAAUUCAAGAGCUGUUCAAACGUAUAUCAGAACAAUUCACUGCUAUGUUCCGUCGUAAGGCCUUCUUGCAUUGGUACACUGGUGAGGGUAUGGACGAGAUGGAAUUCACAGAAGCCGAAUCUAACAUGAACGAUCUUGUGUCCGAGUAUCAACAAUAUCAAGAGGCAACUGCCGAUGACGACGGUGAAGCGGAAGGAGCCGUUGAGAACGACACCUACGCAGAAGAGUAA